Molecule: messenger RNA, 1052 nt
Organism: Humulus lupulus (European hop)
Lineage: Eukaryota; Viridiplantae; Streptophyta; Magnoliopsida; Rosales; Cannabaceae
Exons: 6
Coding region: 70-822 (250 amino acids)
Source: RefSeq, a predicted model, not a curated record
AUUAUUUUUAUUUUUUCCUUCUGGGCCAAAAAAAAAAAGGAAAAUAUAUUUUCAGAAGCUUUGGUUUGGAUGGCACUACGCGCCACUACAUCAUCAUCUUCAUCUUCUUGCCCUGUAAAACUCGGGCCCAUUUCGUAUCCGCAGAGAAACCCUAGGAGUUCUCUCAGCUUUAACCAUGUUUUAUUGGGUUUAUCUUCCUCCGAAUCCUCGAGGCCUUCGCUUCGCGUUUCGGCCAAUUCGAAACCCAGAGUCCGUUUCGCCGCUCGCCGGACCGAGUCCGUUCCGGUUCGACAGCUCGCACGGCCUCUAAGUGAGUACAUGAGUUUACCGGCGAGCCAGUACUCGGUUUUAGAUGCGGAGAGAAUAGAAAGAGUGGAUGACAGCACUUUCAGGUGUUAUGUGUAUAGAAUCAAGUUCUUUUCUUUCGAGGUUUGCCCCGUUCUGCUUGUUAGAGUAGAAGAACAGCCCAAAGGGUGCUCCAUUAAGCUCCUAUCUUGCAAGCUUGAAGGUUCGCCAAUGGUGGUUGCUCAGAAUGACAAAUUUGACGCUUUCAUGGAGAAUAUUGUAUCAUGUGAUAGUGACCAAGGAGAAGACUUAUCGGUGGAACAACUCACUUCAGAGGCUGUCAUUGAGGUUAGCAUUGAGGUUCCUUUUGCAUUUUUCCCAAUUCCAGUGCAAGCCUUUGAAUCAACUGGUGCCCAAGUCCUCGAUCAAGUUCUAAAGAUCAUGCUUCCUCGCUUUAUGGCACAGCUUGUAAAGGAUUAUCAAGCAUGGGCUUCUGGUGAUACCUCAAGGCAGCCUUUAGGAACAGGUGAGAUUUAACACAGUGAACAACAACACUUGGCCUCUUAAACAGGUCAUUUAAAAUGUUCAGUAUCAAAUUAUAGGUAGCAUGUCCCAUUUGUACAAGUACACUAUUUAAAAAUUUAAAUGACCAGUUUUUAUUAUUUUAUUUUAAAUCCAAGUAGAUAAAAUUCAAGAGAUUGUACUACUUAAUUAUCACUGUAUCCCAAUCUAUAGUUUGGGAAAAUUUAAUCUACGUUUUUCUCUCA